Messenger RNA from Enterobius vermicularis (human pinworm), 669 nucleotides. NCBI's taxonomy places the organism in Eukaryota, Metazoa, Nematoda, Chromadorea, Rhabditida, Oxyuridae. The record is from the annotation of a GenBank genome assembly.
AUGUGCCCCUUUACCUUACCACUAGAGUCUUUUUAUGGUUACAGUGUUGUAGAGCCAGCAACCACUGAACGAGAGCAACCAAAUGAAAUGGCAUUCAUGGCAGGAGCUGGGGUAACGCAGGUCGUUCAGAGAUGCGAAUCUGCAAAGGUUUCUGGCAAUCUUGAUCUUUCGGGAUGCAGUUUAACAUGUGUUCCGAACGCCGUUUAUUUCAUCCUAAAUGGUUUCGAUAUGCACAGUUGCAAUCUACGGAGUAAUGCACUAAAAAGUUUUCCGAAAAAAGUUAUCGAGAAAUUUACUAAGUUAAUUGGCAAGUUGUAUUCUGUAAUUUUAGUGUAUAGUAUUUUAGCCGAGAGAGAAGUUUUCAGCAUUGAAGACAACGCAGUUGAGGAGAUACCGGAAGAAGUUGCUGGGUGGAAAACUAUUAGAGGUCUGAACUUCUCAAAGAAUAAGCUAACAGUGUUUCCAGAAGCUUUGUACGACCUUGAGCAGCUAAGUAUACUUGACCUAAGCAAGAAUAAUAUAACCGACCUGGAUGUCAGUCGGAUUUACGAGUCGUUUCCUAUGUUAACGCAGCUAAAUUUAGCAGGGAAUCCACUUCAAGAGGAAGUAAAGAAACAGCUUUCCAAUCAUGAAAAAAAACCAAAGUUGUUAAAGCUUAUAAUUGAAUGA